Messenger RNA from Ectocarpus sp. CCAP 1310/34, 935 nucleotides. The record is from the annotation of a GenBank genome assembly. Lineage: Eukaryota; Phaeophyceae; Ectocarpales; Ectocarpaceae.
UGGUGAAGAGCACGGCGAGAGCGAUAUUUGCGUUGAUGAGGUUCAACAAAGCGAAGCCUAUCAAGACCGGAAUAAAAGGCUGGGCUAUUUGCUGCCCGUCCGGCUACUGCUUCGUCCAAAGCAUCGACGGCGGGUUCAGCGACAUCAAGGUAAGACCGCAUGCGACUUGCCGCCUUGGACGGUCGGCACGCACAGUCCUGUACGUACUACUCGAGGCGUGCCCGACCUUCUCCGACAAGAUCGUAGGCUCCGGUAUUACCGUGGCGAUGGACAACUUCUUCACGGGAGCCUCCGUUCUGCGAUGCCUCGCUACGCGCGACAUCUUCGCCGUAGGGACUCGACGCGGCAACCGCACCGGAGUGGACCUUGUCAAACAUCUCUGGGACAAGGAGGGCCUCAAGGCGACAGAGCGUGGUGACAUGCUGACGGCCCGCUCCGACGAACUCGUCAUCGUCAAGUGGAUCGACUCCCAGGAGGUCUACCUGAUGUCGACGAAGCAUGUCUUUGAGGACGAGUGGGCACCUCUCGCCUACGAGAGGCGAGCUGCGAACAACAACGGCGACAAGGUGCCGAGCCACCAACCUCUAGCUCGCAAGGAGUAUGUCAAGAACAUAGGUGGCGUGGACGUCGCAGACCAGCGGCUAAGCGCCCACGCUCACACGCACAGGCCUAUGACGUUCUUCUGGGGGCGAGUCUUGGAUCAAAAGUUUGCUCAAGCCGUCAGCAACGCGUGGCUCCUCUUCUUCGAGUGGGCCGGGGUGCUAGCCACGCAGUGUACCGCGGCGUUGGAGGCGGCCACACAAGACGGGGGGGUGGGUGAUGCCGGGGACGCCGGGGAAGCCGGAGAGGGAGGGGCGGUGGCGGGCAGUUGCGACCUCACGGUGGCAGAGCUCCAAGAAUUUCAAUGCCUAGUCGAGCAGGCUGGAGCGUAUUGA